AUGUCUCCAAAUAGUAUUCUAGAGGUAGAACAUUUUGAUGUGAGGGGGAUUAACUUUAUGGGACAAUUUCCUCCAUUGUUCUCGAAUCAAUAUAUACUUGUGAUAGUUGACUAUGUCUCCAACUUGGUAGAAGCAAUAGCAUUACCAACCAAAGAUGCUAAGGAAGUGAUUGGGUUUCUAAAGAAGUAUAAUUUCACAAGCUAUGGCACACCACAAGCUAUUGUAAGUGACAGGGACAUACAUUUUUGCAAUCGCCAAUUUGAAUUGUUGUUAUCUAAAUAUGGCGUCCGGCAUCGUAUAGCCACCAUAUAUCACCCUCAGACCACAUACCACUUACUAGUUGUAUUGGAGCAUCGUGCUUAUUGGGCAAUUAGAAACUUGAAUUUUGAUUUGAAGGCGGCUAGUGAAAAGCGAUUGCUUCAAUUGAAUGAAAUGAAUGGAUUUCGACUGGGAGCAUAUGAGAAUGCAAAGCUUUAUAAGGAACACACCAAAAAGUGGCAUGACAUUUAUAUUCAGAGAAGAGAGAUUGAGGUGAGGCAAAAAGUUCUUUUGUAUGACUCUAGACUCAAGAUCUUUCUAGGAAAGUUAAGGUCAAGGUGGUCCAGUCCAUACACAAUAACCAAUGUAUUCCCACAUAGAGCUAUGGAGAACACUUACAAGAGCAAAGGGACAUUUAAAGUUAAUGGACAAUGGUUGAAACAUUACUAA
Molecule: messenger RNA, 708 nt
Organism: Olea europaea var. sylvestris
Lineage: Eukaryota; Viridiplantae; Streptophyta; Magnoliopsida; Lamiales; Oleaceae
Exons: 2
Coding region: 1-708 (235 amino acids)
Biological process (GO): DNA integration
Molecular function (GO): nucleic acid binding
Source: RefSeq, a predicted model, not a curated record